CCUUCCAAGGAGACAAAGAGAAAGAAGAAGCGCUUAGUCAAUUUUCCACUGCUUGGUCAUGGGAAACUUGGUGUCUACAGUUGGCGAAGACCUUGGUGAAGGCGCGACGAACCAGCUGCUGACAAGUACGAGCAACGAACGAGAGGAGGAGGUGGACUUGUCUUCAAGUGAAAGACAUGGCGACAUCUCGAGAGUGAUCGAUGGUAACAAGGAGACAGCACAGGCAGGUCACAGAGCAUCCCGACAGACGUCACCGAUACCUGCCCCCGCGGGAAUAUGGGUACCUGCCAUGACAGAGAAAGCGGCGAGCACGACGGGACGGGGACUGACGGUGCGGCGCUCCAGUGGAAGCCUGCACAGCCGCCGUUCAUCGGCUCCUGUGCCUGCAUUGGCGACCAGUUACUUGAAGCGCCAUUCGGCGAUGGAGUGCACGGCAAUGGCGGCAGAAGCUCGCAGGCGCGCCUCCUCCCCUACGAGUCCGCCUUCUCCUUCGCCGAUGCCAGGGCGCCUGUCACCGGCUUCGCCAUCGGACGAGCAGCGCAUGUUGCCUGCCCGAAGGCUUCGCCUUCCCGCGUCAGCACCAGAGGUCUACCGUCGAAGCAAGGAACAAGACGACGAACGGCUCGUGCUGCCGGUGGACACUGUCGUCAACACUGUCGUGCCUCCCCAGCGCCUAAGCGCGGUCCGACGCCUGUCCCACUUGAAGCGCAGCUUGCUCUUGUCUGGCGUCACCCUCAGCUUGACCAGCACAAUCCUGCUGGUGCUCACGUGGAAGCUUCUACAGGAACCCCUCGGAGACGACCUGGCACAAAAUGUGUCCCACAUGGCGCUCAGUCUGCUUCCCGCCGACGGUGUGCUUCGACAGGCCGUCACUCGCGUCGGCAGCUUGUCAGUGGGCGAUAACGAAAGCGCAAGCGCCGACGAGGCGACGCCGUCUCAACCGAGCGUUGGCGGCGUAGCGCCGCUGUUUUAGGAACUGCUCGGUUUCCGAUUUCCGAUUUGGCUGUUUUGGCUGCCUGAUGCCGACUUCCUAGGUGCACCUCGUUUUCAUGCUUUCAAUGAGCUCUUUGAGAUUUAUAAUAAAAUUGAUAAUGUGUAA
Molecule: messenger RNA, 1099 nt
Organism: Dermacentor albipictus
Lineage: Eukaryota; Metazoa; Arthropoda; Arachnida; Ixodida; Ixodidae
Source: RefSeq, a predicted model, not a curated record